Messenger RNA from Merops nubicus (carmine bee-eater), 2289 nucleotides. RefSeq names its product protein-kinase, interferon-inducible double stranded RNA dependent inhibitor, repressor of (P58 repressor) (gene THAP12). NCBI's taxonomy places the organism in Eukaryota, Metazoa, Chordata, Aves, Coraciiformes, Meropidae. The record is from RefSeq and is a predicted model, not a curated record. The transcript has 5 exons. Gene Ontology annotation, molecular function: protein dimerization activity. The annotation marks the transcript as partial.
AUUCAGGUGAAGGGUCUGGAGUAUGAAUCUGGUGAGGAGCAGCUGAGGGACCUGGGGCCAUUUCGCCUGGAGAAAAGAUGUCAAAGAUGGGUAGAGAACUGUCGAAGGGCAGAUUUAGAAGAUAAAACUCCAGAUCAACUCAACAAGCAUUACAGAUUGUGUGCGAAGCAUUUUGAGACUUCUAUGAUAUGUAGAAGUAGCCCUUACAGAACAGUUUUACGGGACAAUGCUGUGCCAACUAUAUUUGACCUCACAAGUCACCUGAACAAUCCUCACAGCAGACACAGGAAAAGGAUAAAAGAGCUGAGUGAAGAUGAAAUAAGAAUGCUGAAGCAACAAAAGAUUGAUGAAGCUUUUGAGCGGGAGCAGGCAACUCAAGAAUUGAAGGAAAACAAUGAACAAAAUGCCGUCUUGGAGGGAGGAGGGGAAGAACAAGAGGAAAAAGCUGUUCCCUUAACACUGGAGGAAAGAGAAAACAAAGAUUACCUGAAGUCCUUGUUUGAGAUUUUGAUCCUGAUGGGUAGACAGAAUAUUCCUUUGGAUUGCCACAGUGUUGAUGAGCUUCCAGAAGGUAUUUUUACUUCAGAUAACUUUCAGACUCUACUGGAAUAUAGAAUAAAUGCUGGAGAUGAAAUUCUGAGGAAACGGUUUGAGAUGACUGCAGUCAAUCUUGAGUAUUGUUCGAAAACUCAGCAGAAGCAAAUGCUUGAGAUCUGUGAGAACUGCGUCAGAGAGGAGACACUGAGGGAAGUGAGAGACUCACACUUCUUUUCCAUCGUCACCGAUGAAGUAGUAGACAUAGCAGGAGAGGAACAUUUGCCGGUGUUGGUGAGAUUUGUUGAUGAUUCUCAUAACCUCAGAGAAGAAUUCAUUGGUUUUUUACCGUAUGAGGCUGAUCCUGAAAUUUUAGCCGUUAAGUUCCUCACAACUAUCACUGAAAAGUGGGGUCUAAACAUGGAGUACUGUCGAGGCCAAGCCUACAUCGUCUCCAGCGGGUUUGCUUCUAAAAUGAAAGUGGUGGCUACAAGACUGUUGGAAAAGUAUCCACAAGCUGUAUAUACGCUGUGUUCCUCCUGUGCCUUAAACCUUUGGCUGGCAAAAUCCGUUCCUGUUGUAGGUGUUUCCAUCGCGCUGGGAACAAUCGAAGAAGUUUGCUGCCUUUUUAAUCAGUCCCCACAAUUACUUGUAGAACUGGACAACACGAUUUCUGACCUUUUUCAGAACAAUAAGGUGAAGGCUAACGAGCUGAAGGAGAUCUGCCGUUCUCACUGGACAGGCAGGCACGAUACCUUUGAGGUUUUGGUGGACCUCAUGCAAGCGCUGGUGCUGUGCUUGGAUGCAGUAAGCAGCGACUCCUCUGUCAGGUGGAACAACUUCAUUGUCAGUCGAGCGUUCGUACUUUCGAGUGCGUUAACAGAUUUUGACUUCAUUGUGACUGUGGUAAUUCUGAAAAAUGUCCUGGCUUUCACGAGAGCGUUCGGGAAGAAUCUCCAAGGGCAGACGUCGGAUGUGUUCUUUGCAGCUAGCAGCUUAACAGCGGUGUUACAUUCUCUGAAUGAAGUGUUGGAGAAUAUUGAGGUUUACCAUGAAUUUUGGUUUGAGGAAGCGACAAAUUUGGCUACAAAACUGGACGUGCAGAUUAAACUCCCAGGAAAAUUUCGCAGGGCACAACACGGGAACUUGGACUCUGAGGUAACGUCAGAAAACUACUACAAAGACAUCCUUAGCAUCCCCACACUGGAGCAUAUUAUUCAAGAAUUAAAAGAUAUAUUCUCAGAAAAACAUCUAAAAGCUCUGAAGUGUUUAUCAUUAGUGCCCUCAGUCAUGGGGCAGCUCAAAUUCAAUACAUCCGAGGAGCAUCACGCUGACAUGUACAAAAAUGACUUGCCCAAUCCAGACACGCUUUCUGCUGAGCUUCAUUGUUGGAGAAUCAAGUGGAAACACAGAGGAAAAGAUAUUGAGCUUCCAGCAACGAUUUAUGAAGCACUUCACUUGCCUGACAUCAAAUAUUUCCCUAACGUUUACGCAUUGCUGAAAGUCUUGUGCAUCCUUCCAGUGAUGAAGGUGGAGAAUGAAAAGUAUGAAGUGGGACGGAGGCGCUUAAAGGCGUACCUGAAAAACACCCUGACGGCGCAAAGGUCAAGCAACCUAGCGUUGCUGAACAUAAACUUUGAUAUCAAACAUGACUUAGAUUUAAUGGUGGACACCUACAUCAAACUCUAUCCAGAGAAAGUGGAAUUUCAAGACUUUAUUACCUCCAACAACUCUGAAGUGACAGGAAAUGCUUGA